Molecule: messenger RNA, 876 nt
Organism: Lottia gigantea (owl limpet)
Lineage: Eukaryota; Metazoa; Mollusca; Gastropoda; Lottiidae
Exons: 5
Coding region: 1-876 (291 amino acids)
Source: RefSeq, a predicted model, not a curated record
AUGGAACAACUUCGAGAGAAUUUGUUGAAGAAUGAGUGGGUAAGAGAUUCGGGUAUUCCAUCUUUAACCCAUGGUGAACUGGCUCUUACUUCAACGAGCUACUUAGACAAAUGGCUUGCUGAUUUUGAGAGCAAAACGUUGAACCCACGUUACAUGACAAUGCUUACAUUAUUCGAUACUUUGUUGGAAAAACAAGACGUAUUAGAGUCAUUUUUAUUAAAUUCUGCUAAAUUUUCACUCAUGAAACGUUUAAACUCAACCAAAAUUCGGAUCAGUAGAGAUAAGGAGACUUUGCUGAAAUUAGGCUGGUUCGAAACGAGUGAUGAACCUACAACAUUUGAUAGAGACUUAACCUCAGUUUCUAAAUUUGACAAGAUGACAAACCUUGAUAGAUGGUUUAAAAACUAUGAAGAUCGAAGAAACCAAAACAUUCAAGUCAAAGAACCUGCUACUUCUGCUAUAAAUAAGGAUGUCGAGAAACUUUUGGAUAUGCUUUCUUCAAAGAAAAUUUCUCUUCCAGCUAAAACAAGUCAAGUUAUAGUCGACAAGUGGCAGUUGAAGAAGAGUCUGAAGAGCAGACAUCACGAAGUAGCCAUUAACAGGCUUGGACAGGGCUGGUCAGUAACUAAGAAAAGCCGUAAUCAGAUCACAGUGGUCAAAGUUGCCGAAUCCAAGAAUCUCAAGAAUGGUGCUUCAACAUCAUGUAAGCUAGUGAUAAAAGAUACCAGCAGGAAAACUGAUAGACUUGCUAAAUGUGAUACAAGACAGGGCAGAAGAGACAAAUUUGAGGCUCAAAAUAAAAGCAACAUCACUUCGCCUUACCAAUCCACAUCAUUAGAACAGAAAGCUCCUGUAUCUGGUAAGGCAGUUUAUUAG